Molecule: messenger RNA, 1126 nt
Organism: Varroa destructor (honeybee mite)
Lineage: Eukaryota; Metazoa; Arthropoda; Arachnida; Mesostigmata; Varroidae
Source: RefSeq, a predicted model, not a curated record
CUCCCUACCAUCGUCAUCAGAGGCAUCGUGAUCGAGUUGGCGGAAAUAGCUGCACCGUAAACUUACGCGCGGCCCUUUUCGACAACUUAUCUAGACGUUGCGACGCGUUGUUAUUUCAAACCGAAGUCUGUUCAUCGCGAUGAGUACGGGUUAUGAACACCUGUGAUCAUGCUAGCCAUGCUUAUUUAUCAUUGCUGGUGGCGGUAAGUUAAAGGAAAUGCGAAAACUAACUACCGCUAUUACAAUCGUUACGAACGGGCCCGCCUCCAAUGACAGCUCCAUUGCCUUUCGGCUUGUACCUUGCUUCCUUUGAACAGAGAAGAAAGGGAAUCGCCAUUAACCAAAAUCAGCUGCCGCACUACGACAGAGGACAAACAUGCGUCUACUCAACACUGUGUCUUUAAUGAAUGUACUGCUGUCUCUUCGUCCCGUGGGAGACAACUUCCUCGAGGAACUUUCUGCGUCCCGGAGACUGCAUCCUGAAAGAAUCCAAACCGACGGGGCGUAAGUCGAGGUGGGGUCGCCACGAAACGAAGACUAAGGAGGCGAAAUCAGCGGAAUAACGGAGCAAGGCCUGCAGGAGCCUGCCACCAAAUUACACUCAUGCAAGGUUUCCGGUUGAUUGCCAUGGUCUUACGACGCAGCGAGAAAGCCAAGCCAACCGCGGUCAUUACGAGCAGAAUAUUCGCAAGGGCCGAGAUCUCGUCUCCUGAUCGUAGGAGCGUUGGACAAAGAGGUUCGCUCACAAACAAGACCCUUCUCUUGCACCAUCUGUUUUUGCUGCUAUCGUUGAAGAAAGCCUCCCGAAGGACUCUCGCUUUCCAGUAUUACAACACCAUCCCAGAAUUGUCGACAAGCAAGAGCCGCAGAAAAUUCGCCAAUUCUGAAGGCGUUGCCUUUUUUCCUACCAGCUACGAGCCUGGAUGAUCACUAUAGAGUGGUUUCCUUUCGUCCACCCUUGCUGAUGCCUAAUAGAUCUUAGGCGUUUGAUGGUAAGAGCAAGGCAAGAAUGAUGGCAAUGCAUAGCAGUCCGAUGCUGUUCCGGGCAAGAAGACGCUGCUUGUUGCGGGAGCAAGCCAGCCAGCCAGCCAGCCAGCCAGCUAAGCUCUUCGCGGAACUGCUGCCG